CGGAUUUUGCUACAUCAUUAUCCGGUGAAAUGCAACCACAAAGAUAUUUGAACCAACAACAUGGAGCCUUUCCUCGCCGUGAUCGUCGUGGUUCUGCUGGGCGUCGCGGGGUAUCUCUACUUGUCUUGGCAGUCUACGGCUCCAACAGACGCGAAACGACCACCCAACGGACCCACAGAGGUCGCAAAACCAUCAAAACCGGUGGCGAAAAAACCAGUCAAGCACCAUCAUGCUCAUCACCAUGCCCCACACUCCGACGCAGCAAAGGCCAAGCAGGUGCACCUGCCUGACCACGCGCUGUUGUCGCAUGUUCUCAAGGGUCACACGGGUCCGAUCACGUCGGCGUGCUUUAGUCCGAACGGUCGCUUUAUCGCGACGGCGUCCACGGACCGCACAAUUCGCCUCACGUUGCGCGAGUCGCUCGGGUCCAAGAACCCAACGUUCAAGACAAUCAACAUCCCGUACGACUACGCAACGACGUGUACCUUUAGCUGCGACGGGAAGACGUUGGGCGCGGUCACAGCCGACGGCCAAGCUGUGCACUUGUACAGCAAGUUCAAGGCCAAACCUGAACUCACGCAUACGUUUCCCAUCCACGAGCACCCCCAGGGCGUGGCAUCGCUGCUCUUAAACGACGUGGGCGACGACUGGACCACCGUGGUGACGGUCGGCAAGGACGACGACACGGACAUCAGGUGCUGGGCCGUCGACGGCACGCUACUGCAAUCGACCAACCUCAACCAACUCCAAGCUUACCACGGUGUGCAAUCCAAGGACAACCGGUUCAUCGCUGUGGCCUCGUUCACCCCCGAAGUGAAGAUUUACGAGAUUCACCGCACCAAAGGCACGGGCACGUUUGAAAAGCUCCACAAAGUGAUGGCUCUGCAAGGACACACGAGUGGCGUAUUGGACGUGGCUUUCGACGGGUCCGACUCGACGCCGGUCAACCACAUUGUCACUUUGUCCAGAGACGGCACGGUGCGGAUGUGGGACAUCAACGUGCGCUACAAGCUCCAAGAAGACCCCAAGUGUAUCAAAACGUACACAAGCGACGUCGUGUAUUCUACCGUGGACAUCACUCCCAAUGGCAAAGUGAUUGCGUUGGGGCAUGGACAUGACGUGGCGUUCGUACGGGUCGACACCAUGCAAGUGAUGCUUGUGAUCCCGCAGGCCCAAGAAGAUACCAUUUCGCGCCUGCAAUUCGAUGCGGUUGGCCAUGAGCUUCUCGUGCAAGGGACUCGAGCCCGCGUGGUCAAGGUGUACCGCACGCCCGACCUUUAAAUAGUGUGAGUAAAAAAGCAGGGGUGCAUAACGAGAAUGCAAAGGGAUUGCCACGUCAUGAUGGUUUAUACAGUGUACAUAACUAUGGCGUGUAGUUGGAUGAUGGAGGUAACUCCUAUAUUGUCUGUAUACCACCAGCUUCCAUGGUUAAGAACUAAUAAUAUCGCAGCCGACCGCUUCAGUCGUCGUCGUGAUGGCUUGACCUGUCGCGAAAAGGAAUCCAAGAGCGUUAAUCACUUGCUUUGUUAAGUUUGUUACUAUAUAGAA
Messenger RNA from Aphanomyces astaci, 1548 nucleotides. RefSeq lists its product as hypothetical. Gene Ontology annotation, biological process: endoplasmic reticulum unfolded protein response. Gene Ontology annotation, cellular component: endoplasmic reticulum. The transcript has 6 exons. The record is from RefSeq and is a predicted model, not a curated record. Gene Ontology annotation, molecular function: protein binding. The coding region runs from base 61 to 1281 and encodes 406 amino acids. NCBI's taxonomy places the organism in Eukaryota, Oomycota, Saprolegniomycetes, Saprolegniales, Verrucalvaceae.